Molecule: messenger RNA, 481 nt
Organism: Arabidopsis lyrata subsp. lyrata
Lineage: Eukaryota; Viridiplantae; Streptophyta; Magnoliopsida; Brassicales; Brassicaceae
Exons: 1
Coding region: 141-377 (78 amino acids)
Source: RefSeq, a predicted model, not a curated record
AUCCGUCGUAAAAAACACCUUCACAUCAAACACCACCACGUAAUCAUCUCUAACGUGCCACAUGUUCUUAAAUCUCGUGUCUCGAGUCGAGAAGUCUUACAAGAAAAUAUUGCACCUACGAGAGAAAGAGAACGAGAGAAAUGGAGGCAACGAAAGAAAGAAUGGAAAAAGAAGAGAAGAAGAUAGACCUCACCAAUGAGGCCGGAAAAGCCGAAGACAACACGACGGUGAGAGCCAUUGUUCGUGAGUCUAUAGUGGAAGACAGAGGUUCCAACGACGGUGACGGCGACAAAGACAACGACCAUGACGCUCGCAAGCCAGAGGACAUUCUUGCUUUCUCAAGAACCGUACGGAAGAUCGAUUCAUCCCUCGAGUAGUAUUUAAUGUGUUCUGUUUUGUAGUCUUUAAUUUCUUUCAAAAAUGGUGUAAAUGAUCUUUUUUUCUAUAACAAUCGAAUGGCCAAACAAAUAAACUGUUUGAU